AUGCAGAAAUACGUAGAAAAAGCAACUCACCGUCUCAGAAAUGAGUAUAAUCGAAGAUUCGCUAUCGAGAGUUGCGAAACAAUGUGCCUUAAUGGGAUUCCCGCUUUCUUCGACUAUAAACAAUCAUUGAGUUGUCGCAUCAACUCGUACUAUUUAGAUGUUUACGGGAAAGUGCCACUCAAUUUACCAAAAUUAUUGUAUGAUUUGGGGAAAUUCGAACAUAAAUUGGCGGAGGCACAAUAUUUUCUCUCUUCUUUCAAAUACGAUCGAGGAACGAUUCCUAUUCAACGCAACAUCUACGAUUUCACGAAGUUCUUAACGAAAACUCAUCGCCUCAUUCAACAUCAUCAAUGGGAUCAGUUGGGGAAAGUCUGUGCACUCGAGGAAAGCCUCCGAAAGUCAUGUGAAUUUAAGUUAACGAAAAAGUGGCUCUUCGCUUCGGAUAAACAGGUUUCUUCGAAGGCAAAAGGUCAUUUUGUUCUCCAACAAGCGAUGACGUUAAUCAAAACUCAUCGCGCAUGGAGCCUGGAUGAUAACGCUCUGCUGGCUCAAUUCGCUUACAUGGUGACGAUGACACUCUUCGCAUGGGGCGAACUCGAACUUGUUGGCUUGUUACUGAAAUAUCGACAAUCGUCAAUGUUGUCAGGAAAAAAUCAAAAAUAUAUGCUGGCAAUCCAGUUGAUGCACAAAUACUUCACAGAGAGGCCGACAAGUCAACAUGGAGUUAAGGAUUUAGCGAAUGAGCUUUUGGGUUGUGCUUCAGAAUUUGGAAUUGGAGACGAGGGUUCACUUCUUGCCGAAAUGGCAUUACGUGUUAUGGCUCAAUCUGGGCAAUUGGACGACGAGACAAGUUUAUCGGAUAUACUUGACGAGUUGAUGGAGAACAGCUCGCUUAUCACAACGACGAUUACCACGUUGAAUAGCUUCAAUUUGCAAGAUGUCGAGCAAAGGAUUAAAGAUAUGUUACCCUACCAGAAGCCGAACGUUCAUUGUGCCGAUGAGCUGUGGGUUUUGUGGGCGGAAGGCACGAUACAAAACAAUCCCGCGUCACAUUUGGAAAUCGUGCAAACAAUGUUUGCGUUUUUGGAUUACGCGGAGAAUCAAAAAAAUUGGAGAGCCUGGGCUGUCCUGAAUCGAGCUCUUCAAGCAACAGAAGAGACUCUGUGGUCGAAUUUGUGGCUGGAAAGAAGUAGCUGGUGGCCAACUUUUCAUCACUCCACCGUUGAUGAGUCGGAUGAGGCGACGAUUCGGAGGAAAAUGGUUUUCACGGCCGUGCAUCCGGAUGAGCAAAAAUUCUUCAACACUGCGCUCGGCUUGGUGAAAUCGGCGGGAAGGAUUGUUCGUGAAGCUUUCGAGCAACCCGCUUCUGCUGUUGAGACGAAAUCGUCAAACACUGACCUUGUGACGGAAACGGAUCGAGCCGUGGAACGCUAUCUGAUUGAUGGACUACAUGCAGCUUUUCCUGAUCAUAAAUUUAUUGGCGAAGAAUCGGUAUCGGGUGGUGCGAAAAUUGAGUGGACAGAUGCGCCCACGUGGAUAAUCGAUCCAAUUGAUGGAACGACAAAUUUUGUGCAUAGAAUUCCGUUGAUUGCCAUUUGUGUGGGACUUUCGAUAAACAAGGAGUUACGAGGAGGAAUCGUUUACAAUCCGAUCACAAAUGAACUCUAUACAGCGCAGGUUGGAACUGGGGCCUUCAAGAACGGUUUUCCAAUUCACGCUUCGUCGACACAAGAGCUCUCAAAAGCGGUGAUCGCGAUCUCAUUGGGAAUUCACAACUUGAGAGAAUCAUUCGGUGCAAAAUGGACCGAUCUCAAUUUCGAGAAUCAACGAAAGCUGGUUCAAGCCGGAUUUCGAGGAAAUCGCUCGUUUGGGUCGGCGGCGAUUAACAUGAUGAUGGUUGCACAAGGGAGUGUUGAUGGGUACAUUGAGUACGGAAUUCAUGCGUGGGAUGUGGCGGCAGCUGCGGUGAUCAUUCGAGAAGCCGGAGGGACUAUCAUCAGUCCGGAUGGUUCUCCAUUCAACGUGAUGGGUCGUUGUGUUCUUUGCACGGGCACUCCACAACUUUCGUCGACCAUCUCGACCAACUUCACGCACGUCCAAUUUCAAGCCGAGGCU
Messenger RNA from Mesorhabditis belari, 2115 nucleotides. The record is from the annotation of a GenBank genome assembly. NCBI's taxonomy places the organism in Eukaryota, Metazoa, Nematoda, Chromadorea, Rhabditida, Rhabditidae.